AUGUUGAACCAAUUGAAUAAUACCGAACGAACAAAUGAUAAUUCUUUUGUUAAAUAUCGUGUACAAAUGACGGAAAUUCAUCAACAAAAUAUAAAAUCAUCUGUAGUCAAUAAAUCUCAUCGUUGUGCCAAGGCUAAAUGUAAUCGUUCAUUGCCAUGGAAUCAUCCAAUAUCAUAUAGUAAUGGUUUGUGUGAACGACAUUUUUUUUCAAUUGAUCUUUCAUCAAGCGAUGAUGAUGAAAUUAAUAGUAACAAUAAUUUAACUAAUAAGUCAAAAUUAUUGUCGAAAAAAAGCCACAUCUAUUCAACAAAUAAUCAAUAUCAACCAUCAAGAGGUGAUAUUCGAAAGACGCGUGAAAUCUUUGAUGGUCAUCAAUGGUGUAUGAUUGAACAAACAAUUGAUUAUGUAUCAUCGAUAAUCAGUAAUGAUAAUUUCGAUUUGAUAACAACAAGAAAAUAUAAUGAAGAGAAUUUAUUACAAAUUCUUCAUUUAUUAUCAAAUUAUCAAACUGUUAAAGAUGAAUUAAAAAAACAACAACAAAAUAAUUAA
This is a messenger RNA of Rotaria sordida, 549 nucleotides long. Lineage: Eukaryota; Metazoa; Rotifera; Eurotatoria; Philodinida; Philodinidae. The record is from the annotation of a GenBank genome assembly.